AUGCUUGAGCGGUUCUCCAAGCUCGAUAAGGCACUACGAGUUUUCGCUUAUGUUCAGCGCUUCAUCCAGCGCUCGCAAAAACGACCUAUUCCAGGCGAGCUGCAGCUAUCCAAUACAGAGAUUUCCACAGCUGAGCGACUCCUAAUUUUCAUAACACAGCGCAGAUACUUUGCGCUUGAAUAUGCCUGCCUGAGCCAAAAGCGGCCAAUUCCAGCAUCCAGUUCUAUUAAGAACAUGAAUCCCUUCCUUGAUCCUCACGGCCUCAUCAGGGCGUGUGGUCGGGUGACGGCCUCCGAAGUCCUCCAAUAUGAUGAACGGCAUCCGAUCUUUCUUCCAUACAACUGUCAGUUGGCGCGUCUCCUUGUAUCCUUUACGCAUCGCAUCUCCUUGCACGGCGGUAAUCAGCUAAUGGUACGCCUGAUCCGCUCAAAAUUCUGGAUACCAAGGGUCAAGAACUUAGUCAAGUCUGUAAUUUUCUCCUGCAAAAUAUGUGUGAUCCACAAAAAGAAGUUGCAGACCCAACUCAUGGGCGAAUUACCAAAAGAAAGAACGUCCUUUUCGCGGCCUUUUACGUACACGGGCAUGGAUUAUGCCGGACCGUUUGAUAUAAAGAACUACACCGGGAGAGCCUGCCUGAUUACCAAGGGCUAUGUGCUGGUGUUUGUAUGUUUCUCCACGAAGGCCAUCCAUUUAGAGCCUACUUCGGACCUCACAACAGAGAAAUUUCUCGCAGCAUUCGCCCGAUUCGUCUCGCGAAGAGGGUGCCCUCGACAAGUUCAAUCAGACAAUUGGAAGACCUUUGUUGGUGCAGCCGCAGUGCUGUCGCGUGAAUUUCUGCAAGCGGUCAAGGAAUCCGUGACGAAUGCUUAUAGUCACCAGGAACUCCUGUGGCAAUUCAUACCACCAGGAGCCCCGCACAUGGGAGGAUUAUGGGAAGCUGGAGUUAAAAGCUUCAAGACGCUGUUUUAUAAAUCCACAGCCACUCGAAAGUAUACGUUCGAAGAACUUUCCACAUUGCUGGCCAAGAUUGAGGCCUGUCUAAAUUCGCGUCCACUCGCCCCGAUGUCCGAAGACCCCACAGACUUGUUAGCACUCACGCCAGGUCAUUUUCUCGUAGGUGGACCCCUUCUCGCCACCGUCGAACCCGAAAUUAAGGGUGCGUCCACUUCUAUUAUCAACCGGUGGCAGCACCUUAAGGCCCUUCAUCAGCAAUUCCGCCUGAGAUGGAAGGAAGAGUACCUCAAGGAGCUCCACAAGCGAACAAAGUGGAAAGUCCCCACCAGAAAUCUCGAGGUGGGCGAGAUGGUUAUAAUCAAGGACGAUAAUCUGCCACCCAAUGAGUGGCGGCUCGGCAGAUUGACUCCGUGUUUCCCGGACCCGAUGGUCAUGUCCGAGUAG
Molecule: messenger RNA, 1398 nt
Organism: Drosophila kikkawai
Lineage: Eukaryota; Metazoa; Arthropoda; Insecta; Diptera; Drosophilidae
Biological process (GO): DNA integration
Molecular function (GO): nucleic acid binding
Source: RefSeq, a predicted model, not a curated record